This is a messenger RNA of Pseudozyma flocculosa PF-1, 465 nucleotides long. RefSeq lists its product as uncharacterized. The record is from RefSeq and is a predicted model, not a curated record. Lineage: Eukaryota; Fungi; Basidiomycota; Ustilaginomycetes; Ustilaginales; Ustilaginaceae. Bases 1 to 465 code for a protein of 154 amino acids. The transcript is spliced from 2 exons.
AUGUCCUGCCUCAUUACCAUGUUCGCCCGAGGCUAUGAAGCGGACGACAAGGCGGUGGUCUACGCUCGCAGCUACAUCAUGGAUCCCAACACGGCCGAUGCCGUGGGCGACGGAUUCGUGUGGUCCCCCACUACAACACGCCACAUUUGCAAGGACAUCACCAUCAUGUCUGACUUUCGCACCGAAAAGGGCGUCAUCCGCCACAACACCGACCUUUCGGGGCACCACGACCGCGAGAUGGCCUUCGAACUAGUCGGCAAGAUGAGCAUCAUCGUCACCCAGCCCGACGGACGCGUCAAGAGGGUCUCGCUCGAGGAUGUUAUCUACUGCCCGGAAGUGCCGUACAACUACUUCUCGGCCAAUGCCAUCGAGAGCGCUCCCUCCUUGCGAUUCUUGGACAGCCUCGGACCGGUCCUCGGCCGCCACCUUGUGCUCGCGGACGGAACGAUUUUGAGGGGCGUCUAG